Molecule: messenger RNA, 1170 nt
Organism: Volvox carteri f. nagariensis
Lineage: Eukaryota; Viridiplantae; Chlorophyta; Chlorophyceae; Chlamydomonadales; Volvocaceae
Exons: 6
Coding region: 1-1170 (389 amino acids)
Source: RefSeq, a predicted model, not a curated record
AUGGCUCAUUUCGUAUCCGGAACAGGUUCUUCGCGGCUGGGACAACACCGACAUGGCCGGCUGCUUGUCAGCAGCUCUGGAGUUGCAAAUGUAUCAGAUGGCCCCCUCUUUGUGGCCGCCUUGCGGGAUCCAGCUGUCAAGCGUAUCGUUCUCACUUCUCCACUGAUCGAUGUCCCGCCUGAUACCUGGGAGGCGGUCGGCAGCAACCUGCCCAUCCCCAUUACCCGCAACUUGACGUUGGAAGGAGACGAGGCGGACUGGCCACUCCUGCGCCUCCAUUACGUGAGGGACGUGGUUCGGCUCAUGGACACGGUCAUCUGGGCUAUGCGCUUCCUUUUCCUGGACAGCGCAAACGGAGACAACAACUAUCGUGAACAGGGCAAGUUAGCUGGCGUUACUUGCUUGGCGGUGUACACAUGCUGGUUCUGCUUCCCAACUGAAUUGCAGCUACAAACCGUUAAGGCAGUCAAGCCGCCGGCGAAAUACCCGCAUGCCAAACAGCUGGUCGAGCUGGGUUACCAACAUCCGGAGGGUGGCUGCCGCAACGGGUCCUCUGUGCCGCCACUACAACGAUGUUGGCCAGAUGGUGCCCUCGUAGUGGAUGUGGCGGGUGACGGCAUCCGCAUUGACCCGUCCUCAGACCAGGCCGUCCUCACAAACACCAUAUUCUAUUUUCAAAAUGUCACCCUCCUGUGUGAGCACCCCGUGAGCACCACGUGCCUCAAAGAGCAGCAGGCCGAGCCCCUGGUCUGCUUCCAGAAAACCAAGCGCCAGUUUGAGAAUGUCACGACGUCUUUCUUAGACGAUUACCGACCAGAUCUGCAGCUUCAGGCUCUUGAUGGUAAUGCCUCUUCACCACAAGUGAAGCAGACGCAGCGGCAGGACAGCACACUGCCGGUGGCAAGUGGCAUGGAGGAAAACCAGGCCCGCAGCCGUGCAGUGGUAGUAGGGGCUGUAUUGGCAGGGACUGUGGUUACCUUGUCCCUAUUCUUGUUGAUGGUGGCGGCUGCUGUGCACUCAAAGCGGCUGCAGGAAUACUGCAAAGACGUUGGCGGCAGUCGCGCGACCAUGAACAUUCUUUCUUUUUGGACGAACAUCUUCGGUCGCAGCUGCCUUGAGUCGAGAAGAUCAUUAAAACACAUGCACACGCACGCUUUUGUGAGAAGCUAG